CAUUUAGUAGUAGAGCAGCCAGAGUCCAACGCUGCUGACAUCUGAGCCACCCCUUGCAUCAUUCCACCCCCUGACCCUUGCUCCUCAGCCUGUUCGAUGUCCGAGGAGCCGUGUGUGUGUGUGUGUGUGCAUAUGUGUGUGCGUGCUUGCGAGUGAGUCUAUAUUUUGUGUGUGACUAGCGCGUGGACAUGAAGAGAUCGGGGAAGAUGUUCGGUCACAUUUACUGACUGUUAUGUUCGAAGUGGCGGCGCCGGAAAAGGGGCCGGAAAGAGCUGAGUGUGUUUACAGCAAAACAAAGGUACAUGCUUGUGUAUGAAUAUAUGAGUAGUGGGUGAAUGGAGGAGAGAGAAGAGGAAUAAAGAGGAAGAGUGGAGUAGAUAAAAGUUGGUGGGAAAACGGGAACGGUAAUAAGAGUGAAAUCAUUGAAAUUCGUUGAGAUAAUCAAGAAAAAAAAGCGACAUAGAAGAUCUCCAGACGAUGACACCGUCGUCGCUGUUGUCGUUCGCUGUGAGAAGCGUGAGAAAUUCUGUGAGAAUGAGACACCGAGGGAAUGCGUGUCGGAGCCACGAGUUUACGUUGUCGAAGGAGGCUAAUCGUAGUGGCCUCGAAUCUUCAAUGAAAUAUCAGCAACACGAGAAGCAGCAGCAGCAGUAUCACUACUACCAGCACAAGCAGUGACCGUCAUGGUGGGACGUAAACAUUCGAGGAGAUUCCUCUGCAACGCGUCGCGUCCAGCAAGGAUUUCUCUGGGAUAUCACAAUUUUUAUCUGCUUCAAGCCCCAUCGUCACUGUUAACGUGCUCGUUGUUAUCGUCUUUAGUAUUAUCGAGGAAAAACUAGUGGAACGUGUCGAUGAGACACUGCGACACGAACGUGCAAAAACACUCGCGAGCUCGAGACUCUUUUCCUCCUCUCUUCACUCCGCUCGCUCCUCCGGGGUGGUUUUUGGUUCUUCCGCGUUUGCACAACGUUUCCUUCCUCGGCUAGCCCGUUGUGUUCAGUGUGAUAUGUGCGUAUGUGUUUUUUCAUAGUCAGACACGUUUUCAAUGGUACGUGAAUGUGCAGGGGAUACGAGGAACGAUUUCAGCCAGCGAAUCUAACUUUUUCUGGCUGUUUGUCAACGAUUUUUUAAUACUGCUGAGGAAGCGGAGAAAUUUUCGGUGCGAGACUUCGGGGUCGCUCGAGAAAUGCCCUUCUCAUCUCGAAACACUCCAGACAUUCGCUGUCCGUACACGAGCUUAUUAGUGAGAUUUAUUUCGGCGAGAUUUACAGUAUCGCGUGUCCUUAAGAGCACGAAUGAAAGAGGGGCAAGACGUGCCAGGAGAAUUGACGAAAAAGUAGGAGCAAUAAUGGGCAAAACGAGCCACAGAGCAAGCGUCAAACGUACGUGAUCCAUCUCGCAACGUGAGUGGGGAAAGGGAGAAGGAGUAGGAUCCGUUACUACUACUAGCACUGCCGCUACUACGAAUCUACUCUCGGAGCUGCUUCGAGCAUCACAGCCGUGGGAUAUUCGUGUGUGAGCGGAGACGCCAGCACGAGAAUCGUGAGGGUCGCGUGCCCGAACUUCACCGAGGCUUUCACUAUGCGACCAGUGUCUGGCUGCACACUUACCUCUUCCACUGGCAUAACUCAGUUGGCUGUUGUACCACGCGUGACUAAAUAGAACUUGAGCUGAACACACUUGCCCCAUUGAUCGAGCACGUUCCUCGAUCUCUGAAUGCUGAUGCGAGUAAGAAUUAUAACUGAAAAUGAAAAGCCGAAUCGUCGUGAGGAGAUUAAUAAAUAAGUAGUUGGGGUCAGUGUGACUCAGACGUCGGGAAAGUCCGGAUGCGAAAAUCCGUCUAAAGGAACACCGUUUUUCCGACAAAUUCAUCAGAAUCGAGCGCUAUUGUUCGACCACCGUAAACAGCCAGACUUAUUUUUAUUGUUCGUUUCGCUCAACGGAAAAGUAAAAACGUGUCAUUUCCGAAGGGGGAUUCAAUGAGUGUGCUAUUUACGUGGAAAUAUUGACGAAAGAGUGAACGAGAAAAGGAGAGGAUAACAAAGAAAAUGAUUUUUCCUUUGUGCGGAGGGAGGCCCGAGCCGAGUGCGUUGUUUCCAUUUCUACUCAUUGAAACAAUGAGAGUGCGGUAUGAUUUGCGUUAUUAAUUCGGCGAACGAGCUUCCUAAUAAGUUUAAUUACAUGGACAUGAAAACAUUUCGGAUUAAUUACGCUCGACAAAUGAAUAUAAUUCUUAACAUUAACAAAAGUAAUAACAAUAAUAAAAAUAACAAUUAUACAAAUAAACAAUAGAAUUAAUAGCACAAUUUGAAAUAUAAAUAAUAAUAAUAAUAAUAAUAAUAGCUGACGACAACAAUACACGAAUAAUAAAAUAGUCAUCCGAACUACAGUAAUUAUAGUCAUUUUAAUGAUAUAAAUUAAACAAAAAAAUUAAAAAGGUCGCUGGUAUCUCGCCCAUUAAAACAAAAGUCAAUUGCGAUGGUGUUACACGCUCCUAUCGAGGUGACCAGCAUCAUCGACGAAUCAUCAACCUGCCUCGUAGGAAAUAAAAUAUUGUUGGCUUCCACCCUGUGUACACCGCAUACGAAGCUUCAUAACACGUACAGAAGACUGAGCUGCAUUAUUCAGCAUUCCGAACAACAUAUCGCAUAUCCACCAUAAGGCGAAGAAGCAGGUGAUGGCCCGUACCACGCGCCAACGACGAAAAAUGGCAAAUACGACCGACGUUCCCACGUCCGCAAGUAGCCUCCUCACAAGCACAGGAUCGACGCCAUUUGAUGCUACAUCAGCCACGGUUACGUAUCCCACGGAUGGUUACUACAAUUUCAACUACAGCGGUCUCGUGAAUCUCGGUGGUUACUCCCUUGACGAACUGAAUUACACGGAGCUUUGGGUCGACGUAUGGAAUGGUACUGAGACAAGCAACGUAACCGAGAGACUGAACGCAACGGUACUGCCGCCAGGUGGCUACUGCGACGAGUGGGAAUCUGCUCAGCACAAGCUCUUCCAGGCAGCCAAUCUCUUCUUCGCCGCCGCCUUUCUCGUGCCAAGGUCAUUCAAGGCCUCGGUACUCGCUCUACGAACUUUUCUCACAGCGGGGUUCAUGCUUGCUGCACUUUGGGCCGGCAUAACGAUCUGUGCGCUGGAUGCAAUGCUGUGGUGUCUCGCACUGGGUUUGCUGAACGGGAUACACUCGUUGAUACUAGCCUGCCGUUUUCUGCCUCCGGCCCUCAGCCCCGAACUGGCGGAACUCUAUUUGAAGCUGUUCAAGCCUUACCGGGUCAGCAAAAAACACUUCCAGGAGCUUGCCAAGGAAGCGAGGAUACUGAAGCUCGAUCCUGGACAAACCUACGCGACUGAGGGCGUCACACCGGCUGACGAGAGGUUGUCCAUACUACUGCGUGGCAAACUGAAAGUAACGUGCGACGGCACGCAUCUACACUACGUAAGGGCUUAUCAAUUUGUCGAUUCGCCGGAGUGGGAAGCCACCCACGAGAAUCUCGACGACGUCUUCCAAGUGACGAUACGCGCCGAGGAAUCGAGUACUUAUAUUUGCUGGACGAGGAUGAAACUCAUGAGGGUACUGAGGCACAGGCCCCUCUUAAAAAUUGUACUUAAUACCCUCAUCGGCAAGGACAUCACGUCCAAGCUCUACGCACUCAACGAACAACUCGCCGGCGUUGCCGCAGCCACCGAGAACGCUGAGUCUAACCCCUACAAAGGAGUCGCCAGGAGUCUCAGCGUCGAUGCUGUCAACACAGAAACUGCCGGGCGAGUCAGAUCUGCGACGUGGAAACAGCAGAGGAGGCACAGCAAUCCGCGCAGUGACAGAAGUUCACCCGCGAGGCACUCACACCAGUACUGGGCUCCAGUGGUUGCUAAUCACUUUCCGGCGAACUCGCCGUUCGUGCAGUCGCAGAAUCUCGGUUACACCCUACUACCGCAGGGUGUCACGUUUUCGCCGCCACCGCGUGCACCUACUGCCACUCAUACGCCCCUCACAAGACAGAGAAGUGCCGGUGGCACGGGAGGUGACUACACACUUCUCUCACAAACGCCCAAACUCGAACGAAAACGCUCGAAAAAGACUACAAGAGAGGUAACAUUCGAGACGCCCGUAUGACGCUCGCUCGACGGGGAAGGCCCUGCGAGCGUGCCGCUUCUGUCGUUGUCGCCGCAGCGCAUCGCCUAGCCCCGUCAUCGUUGUCAUUCACGGCAACAUGGAGUAUCACGGGCCUCGAUAUUUCCCGGGUUUGGAAAAGGCCCUCGAGGCGCCAGUAAGAGAAAACAUUUUGUAUCUCGAGGGAGCGGUCGCUUUGGUGGGAAAUGGCCUAAGUGUGAGCCCCAGCGAGUGAUCGUCGAACGGAGCGAAAAAUCGAGGGUGAUCGGUUAUUCGUCGUCGCGGCCCUCCGGAACGAGCCUUCGAAAGUGCGUGUUCUUCCAAUUUUUUCGCGUCACGAAAAUUCGCCUUCGUGACUCGAGUGUUUACACCAGAACUGUGCGAAUUUGUUAUUACGAUGGAGAUAAAUCGAUAUCUCGAUAAGCUAUUCACAAUGUGCGAUCGUUUUGAGGCGUCUUUCUCAAAAGUGAUAUGAAGAUACGGGAGAAGAGAACAGAUUUACAAAUAUUAAAAACACGCUGUUUGCCAUCGAAGGUGAGUUUUCACGUUGCAGUUUUUCCUUUUUUUCCAUUAUCGUUUCUUCCAUCCUCGUGAGUAUGCUGUAGCGGACAAAAGUUUUCUAGCAGCUCAUAUUUUCCCGCGUUUUCGUUCCGCUGCCACCGUCAAUUUUAAGUACUCCUGUUACUGUAGAAAUAUUGGGUCGACGAAAAAUCCCCCGACAAACCAGGCUAAGAGCGAAUGGAACGAGCUCGUUCGCCGCGUGUAGCCAAAAAACAAGGCGAAAGAGGAAGGAGCGAAUUUAAAAUAUUAAAAUUUAACAAACGAGACUAAAGAACACCGCACACACCUGUGUGUGUUAAUGAUACCUUUUACAUCGACUGUGAUUAUAAAACGGAUAUUAAUCUGUUAAGUCUUCUUCAUUUGUUUUUCGGUAUCACGCCCGAUUACGAGAUGUAAAUGGAGAUAUUAUAUCGAAAAUUUCAAAGAAACAAACAUACAAAUAUAUAUAUCAAUGUGUAUAUAUAUAUAUAUAGAGAGAGAAAAAAUGUCAAGUGCUUUGGACACAUCAACGAAACAUUAUUGUGUAUAAAUGUAUGAGUAAGCCGAAUUUCCGAGCGUCACAGCCGCAUUUUCUCCCGGUUAAUAAAUUAAGCAGUGAGAACACAGUAGAAGCGACGAAUCAGUUGAUUUUUCCAAUUCGAAAUUCCUGUGGAAUGAACAUCGAAGAUUCCGAGAGUGACAAAAAUUGAAACUGACUUUUCCGCGCUCGUACGAAGAUAAUUGAAAAUUUGCACGAAUUUAACUCAUUUUUUGGUAAUUAUGUAGUUUGAUUACUUUUCCGGAAAUCAACGAAAGAAAUUUUUUUUUAGCAUGGACGGCUUCGAUUAGUUACCAUUGAUGAUAUUUCGUCGGGGGAGGCUAACAUUUUCCAUAAAAACCAUGUGUUUGAGGUUUUGAAGUUAUUGGAAAAAUAUGAUGAAAUAUGGUAUAUUUGAAUAUUUUUGAGUUCACAACACGACAGAGCGCGCGGGCACACACACACACACACACACACACACACACACACACACACACACACACACACACACACACACACACACACACACACACACACA
Molecule: messenger RNA, 5736 nt
Organism: Venturia canescens
Lineage: Eukaryota; Metazoa; Arthropoda; Insecta; Hymenoptera; Ichneumonidae
Product: blood vessel epicardial substance-like
Exons: 6
Coding region: 2678-4123 (481 amino acids)
Biological process (GO): heart development; skeletal muscle tissue development; striated muscle cell differentiation
Cellular component (GO): sarcolemma
Molecular function (GO): cAMP binding
Source: RefSeq, a predicted model, not a curated record